Molecule: messenger RNA, 1513 nt
Organism: Lolium perenne
Lineage: Eukaryota; Viridiplantae; Streptophyta; Magnoliopsida; Poales; Poaceae
Product: probable 2-oxoglutarate-dependent dioxygenase SLC1
Source: RefSeq, a predicted model, not a curated record
ACACCACCCAUUGAUGUGCAUAGCUUGAUAAACCAACAAGCUACAACUCAUACAUAGUGUUGGCCAUGGCGAUCGUUGGCUUGACGGAUGCCGGCGACCACCACCUGCCUCACCAUGUCAAGAGCAGAGCCGUCGACGACGAAGCAGCCGCGGCCGACUACUGCCUCAAAGGCGUCAGGCACUUAUCCGAUGCCGGCAUUACCAGGCUUCCCGGCAGGUACGUCCUGCCGGCCUCCGACCGCCCCGGCGCCUCCGUCUGCAUAAGCAGCGGCGGCAACGCGAGGGUGAAGCUCCCCGUCGUGGACCUCGCUCGUCUCCGCGUGCCCACGGAGCGCGCCGCCGUGCUGUCGACGAUCUACACCGCGUGCCGCGACUACGGCUUCUUCCAGGUGGUGAACCACGGCGUAGACUCCGAGGCCAUCGCCGGGAUGCUGGACGUGGCUGCGCGCUUCUUCGAGCUCCCCUUCCCGGAACGCGCGCGGCACAUGUCGCCGGACGUGCGCGCGCCGGUGCGGUACGGCACGAGUUUCAACCAGGCCAACGACGCCGUCCUCUGCUGGCGUGACUUCCUCAAGCUCUCCUGCGUGCCGACGGUAGAGGACGUCGUGCCGUCGUGGCCUGACUCGCCUGCCGACCUCAGGGAGGUGGCGGCCGCGUACGCGGAGGCGAGCCGGAGGGUGUUCGUGGAAGUCGUGGAGGCGGCGCUGGAGGCUUUGGGGAUCGGAGAUGGUGAAGAUGGCGUGAUGGAGGAGCUGGCCACGGCUGGGUCGCAGAUGAUGACGGUGAACUGCUACCCGGCGUGCCCGCAGCCGGAGCUCACGCUGGGGAUGCCACCGCACUCUGACUAUGGGUUCUUCACGCUUGUGCUCCAGGACGACGUGGAGGGGCUACAGGUCAUGCACGACGGCGAGUGGUUCACCGUCGACCCCGUCCCGGGCUCCUUCGUCGUCAACGUCGGCGACCACUUCGAGAUAUACAGCAACGGUCGGUAUAAGAGCGUGCUUCACCGGGUGCGCGUGAACUCGACGCGGCCUCGCAUCUCGGUGGCGUCGUUCCACAGCGUGGGGACGGAGCGGGUGGUCGGGCCGGCGGCGGAGCUCGUCGACGAGGAGCGCGGCGGCGAAGCGCGGCGGUACAUGGACACCGACUUCGCGACCUUCCUCGCCUACCUCGCCUCCGCCGAGGGGAAGCACAAGAACUUCUUGCAGUCAAGGAGACUCGCCUGACGUCGGACUUUUGAUCCUCCCUCGAUCGCGACUGUGGAUUGACUUUGCGUGCGGGAUGUAUUGCCGUAGGAAAUCAAGGGUAUACGUAGAAGUCAGCACCCCGGCAAGCCCUGUUAGCGACGCUUGGCUGGUAUUCUGCGUUUCCAGCUAGCUAGCUUGGCGCUGACUUUGUACAAUUCCUGCUGUUUUUCUACGUAAAACCUAUUAUGUGUCAUCGAAGAUGUACUGGAUGCACGCAACAUGCAUGCUUAUUAGGGUUUUUCUUUGUGUGGCAAGAGUCAUCUAUA